Molecule: messenger RNA, 1729 nt
Organism: Cyprinodon tularosa
Lineage: Eukaryota; Metazoa; Chordata; Actinopteri; Cyprinodontiformes; Cyprinodontidae
Gene: stard3nl
Product: STARD3 N-terminal like
Exons: 9
Coding region: 265-957 (230 amino acids)
Source: RefSeq, a predicted model, not a curated record
GCAUGACUUCCAUCCUUUCUCAGCAGCAAGCGAAGAGGAAACGGAUGAUUUAUUUGCCUCUGCGAGCCUGAUGUUCACCGCAUAGACACGUCGGAGUUUUAUCCAGAGAACAUAACAGCUUGACCGAGAGAUUUUAAGAGAUUCUGUGAUGUGUUUAACCCCCACAAACCGACUGUAAACACCCACAUGACCCACCACUGGCGACUCUGAGACCUCGUUCUGAGCAGUGGGCGGGGCCUGUCCUGUCCACGGGGGGGACCAGGGAUGGAAAGCCGAUGCAGCAGCGUGGAUUCACGGCUGACCGCCAGAGGGAUGGGGUCUGUCAGCAGCACGCAGCAAUCUGUAAGGGUGGAGUCGUACGAACCCGGAGAGAAGAAGUGCAUCUCAGAUGUGCGGAGGACGUUCUGCCUCUUUGUCACCUUUGACCUGUUGUUCAUCACUCUGCUCUGGAUUAUUGAGCUAAACGUGAGUGGAGGCGUUCAGGCGCAGCUGGAAAAAGAAGUUCUGCACUAUGACUAUCAUGCCUCUUUCUUCGACAUUUUUCUGCUGGCCGUCUUCAGGUUUGCAGCCCUCAUACUCGCUUACGCCAUCUGCAAGCUGCGUCACUGGUGGGCGGUCGCUAUAACUACUGCAACCAGCUGUGCUUUCCUGAUCGCUAAAGUCAUUUUAUCAAAGCUGCUCUCUCAGGGUGCAUUCGGAUACCUGCUUCCCAUCAUCUCCUUCGUCUUGGCCUGGAUAGAAACAUGGCUGCUGGACUUUAAGGUGCUCCCUCAGGAGAUGGAGGAUGAGCACAGAUAUCAGUUAUUCGUGGACGCCACUGAGAACGCUCCUCCCAUGGGGCCCGGUCCUUUAUCUGACGGACAGUUUUACUCUCCACCAGAGUCCCUGGCAGACUCAGAUGAAGAUCUGGAGGAUAAACAUGAUCCAGAAAAAGCCCUGAUUCAGAAAGUUUCCUAACAGGGCCCCGUCUCCAUCAGAAGGCCGUGUUCUCCUGUUCCUGUCGAUCUGCUGAGGACGUUCUGCCUUACACCUUCUGCCAUUCUUUGAACGGUCCUGGUAUAUUCAUAUCAGACAUCUUGGUUAUAAUAUCGGCUUUCUACACACACUGAUACUUCAAGUGCUGCUGCUGAUAUCCUUUUCAGUCAGGACUUCAGGUUUUAGCUGUUUAUACCAUCUGUAUGGACCUUAAAGGGAAUUCAUUUUUAUACAAAAUGCACUUAAAAGUUUGGUUGAAUAAAGGGAACUAUUUUUCUUUUUUUCUUAUAAAAAUAAAACUUUUUCCACUGUCAGCCAAAUUAAAACGAUCACAUUUUGUUUUACAUGUUCUUGAUGCUUUGUCUUACAUCUGCACCAUGUUUACUUUAAUCUGAAUUUGUUUUUUGAAUUUACUGUAACUUAAAAUCUGUGAUUUGAUGAAGGAAUGUUGGUGGACCAGUUUGGAGCUACGGACUGAAGUCUGAACGGGCCACUGCAGAAGUUUGCUUUCAACAUUACAGAUUCUAUAAAGAGUAUUUAAGAGAAAAUGAGCUUCAAGCUUGCUGCAGUCAGGGAUCCUGCACUGUGUGUAACAAAUAUAUAUAAAAUAUAUCAAACUGUGCUUUUAAAAGCUGCUGAUGGGAAGAAAAGAGUAACACAGUAUAAUUAUACAUGUCUACAUGCAUGCCUUCCAAACUUUGGUUUUUAUGGAAAGCUUGUCUGUAAAACAAAUCAAUAAAAGGUGAAACCUUGA